This is a messenger RNA of Paramisgurnus dabryanus, 1792 nucleotides long. The record is from RefSeq and is a predicted model, not a curated record. NCBI's taxonomy places the organism in Eukaryota, Metazoa, Chordata, Actinopteri, Cypriniformes, Cobitidae.
AUGCCGGGUUUCGGAGAAUCCCUCAUCGAGAAACUUAAGAAAAAUAUGCUCUUGUUCCCUGUAUUAAAAGAUCCAUUCUCCAAAAAAGGAUACGUAACUCAAGAUUUUAGCCUCCUCUUUGGUCCAGAAGUUGCAUCCAAACUGCUUGAGAAGUGGCACACAUUCUAUAAAAUAAAGGUGAUAAGAGAAGCAGAGAACCUUACUACCACCCCAGUGCUGCAAAGUUUGCUGAAGUCUGCCAGGAAUCAAUGCAGUGAUGACUCUAAAAAGAACACAAAGAGGAUCAGUGCAGCUCAGGCUUUGGACCGAGUAGUUGUGUUUCACAAGUCAUGCAGGAGCUUAGAAGAACACUUGGAGAACCAAGAGGGGCAUCAGCAACCAUACCUUCUUGCUUCUGGAACCUGCAAGCAGGCCAUCAGCACUUACUACAUUGUGAUUGACAAGAAGCUCAUUCCAUGCCAGGAAACGACAUCAUUGGCAGCCUUUGAUGAACUAUUUAAAGCACACUUCGUUUUCAGUGUAAGCUAUGACGACGCUCUCAGCAACAUGUACACAUUCCUUCAGACAUCAGUCUAUAAUAUUGAUGUUGACUCCACUAAAGAAAGUCCAAAGGUAAGGGAAUUGAGAGCCAAGUUCUUAAACAAUGUAUAAGUGUUACAUUUGCAGUUCGUUGCACGAUGCACCUGGUGCAUUAAUUCAGCACCUCAAGCUUUUUCAUGGAUUAUAUCCUGGUAAGAAAUUUGUUAUUGUUUGUGUUCAGGACGGAUGUUCACUGCAGUUUAAAAGUUUUAGAGGUUUUAGAAAACAUUUAAUUAGUUAUCAUAACACUAAUGACAUUAGCACAAGCAGUGCUGUUGAUAUGCAAACAGCACAUCAGUCAGACUUUGGUGAACAGAGCUUACAAGAUGCAUCUGAAAUGGACUUAGAUGGGAUUCAUCAACAUUCAUCUCAUAUGUCAAGCAGUGCUGUUGAUAUGCAAACAGCACAUCAGUCAGACUUUGGUGAACAGAGCUUACAAGAUGUAUCUGAAAUGGACUUAGAUGGGAUUAAUCAACCUUUAUCUCUUAUGUCUAAAGACCAGGCAAAACUAAUGUGUGCUUCAGUUAUAGCAAAGUUACAGGCCAGUGGUGUUGCCAACAAUGUUGUGUUAUCUGUUGUUGAAAGUAUGGAGGAGUAUGUCAAUGAAGUCCAUGAAAAUCUUUAGGCACUGCACUUAGCACUUGUUCUUUGUGACAAUCCCAGUAGAAGUGCAGUGGAACAUGUUUUCAGCAAUACUUUCAAUCCGUUCAGUGACUUAAACACAAACUCUAAAUGGACAAAGUAUUUCAGUGAGAAAUGGGGUAUUGUGGAACCUGUAGAAGUUCACUUGGGCACCAGAUUUGAUUCAAAGAGAAACAAAGAAUCUAGUUUAUAUGAGCAAGUUCCUGUAAAUGACACUUUCAUUUAUAUACCUAUCUUAAAAACAUUGGAAUUCAUUUUUAGGAAUGAAGAAGUGUGUUGUCAAAUUAAUAAAUCUCACUCUAUGAAUCCCAGCCUGUACCAAGAUUUCAGUGAUGGAAAAUACUACAAACAUCAUCCAUUAUUUUCAAAAUACAAAAAUGCAUUGCAAAUUCAAGUUUAUUAUGACAACUUUGAAACCGCAAAUCCACUCCGCUCAAAACAAGGUAUCCAUAAGCUUGGAUGUUUGUAUUUUACACUACGCAAUUUACCACCACGUUUAAAUUCAUCUCUGAUGAAUAUCCAUCUCAUAUCUUUGUUUCAUUCCCAGGAUGCAAAAAAUAUGGAAUUGACA